Molecule: messenger RNA, 999 nt
Organism: Ipomoea triloba (trilobed morning glory)
Lineage: Eukaryota; Viridiplantae; Streptophyta; Magnoliopsida; Solanales; Convolvulaceae
Exons: 1
Coding region: 158-631 (157 amino acids)
Source: RefSeq, a predicted model, not a curated record
UGCCGAUUUGCUGCUUUACCGUCCCCCUUGGAGAUGGUCUUAGUUUUAUGUCCUUCAUUUCCAAUCUUUUAGAUCCUCCUCCUCCUCAUUGUCUACAGGAAUAGGAAUAGGAAUACGUUCUAGUUCCGAUUUCUAUAUCCCAGCCCGCCUUUAAAUAAUGACGAAGCGGGUCUCUCUCCGGUCGGCGCUCUCGGCUAGGGAGCCCUUGCUGAACCCCGGCCGGGACUCCUCCUCCGGCCCCGAGGGCGUCCGGAGGGCUCGCUUCGCGGAGGUGGCCGGAGGAACCACGGCGGAUAUCGCCGCCGUGUGCUGCUGCUGCCCCUGCGGCCUCGUGAAUCUGGUGGUGCUCGCCGUCUAUAAGCUCCCCGCCGGCAUCUGCAGGAAGGCUAUCCGCAGCAAGCGGCGCCGCAGGCUGAUGAAGAGCGGCGAUUGGCCCGUCAGGCACUGCAGCUGCGCCGACUCCGAGCUCCAAAUCCACACCAUUACCUCGCCGUCCGCCGUGGCCGCCGCCCUCGAGUCCGACAAAGAGGUCGUCGAGCUCGAGAAGGAAAUGUGGGACCGCUUCUAUGGCGCCGGGUUCUGGCGAAGCCCCUCUCAGAGGAGCGAGGUCUCUCAGAUCAGUGGCAUUUAACGGUAAAAGCUCCAAAAAAAAAUGUCUAAUACACAAAGUAAAUUUUAAUAAUUCCUAAAAAAAAAAAAAACACAAAAAAUACCGCAGUAAAAAAAAAAAAAAAAAAAAUCUAUCUGCUAUGUAAUUCUCGUGAUUGUGUGUUGUAAAAAAGGGAGGAUAUUUAUGAAUAUUCUUCUUUCUUUUUUUUUUUUCAAAAAAAACAAAAAACAAAAUUUGUGAUGUUGGUCGUCUAAAUUUUUACUGCGUAGGUUAUUUUCUUGCUAUUUUUGCUAUGAUUUUAUAAGGUUUGUAAUUUACACAGUGAUUUGGUUGUUGAAAUGUUGUGAUUUUUGUUGUAUUGAAUGUAACUUUAUUAUAUAUUAUUAUUA